Ochlerotatus camptorhynchus is the source of this 1583-nucleotide messenger RNA. RefSeq names its product phospholipase A1 member A. The transcript is spliced from 4 exons. Gene Ontology annotation, biological process: lipid catabolic process. Gene Ontology annotation, molecular function: lipase activity. The coding region runs from base 384 to 1475 and encodes 363 amino acids. The record is from RefSeq and is a predicted model, not a curated record. NCBI's taxonomy places the organism in Eukaryota, Metazoa, Arthropoda, Insecta, Diptera, Culicidae.
UCCAAGAGAAGGUGACACAUUGUAGUGCAAACGAAAGUGAAAGACUGAAGACCAGUUUUCAGGUUGGUGGCCCCUUUUCGUGACUCUCGAUAGACCAGGCAGCAAGAAGUGAGGAAAUCUGGUGGCCUGGUCAAAGCGGCGUCGGGCGACUACGCUAUUACUCAAUCGAGCUGUGAUAUUGGGUGAUUCAGAAAAGUGGUGAAGACCAUGGUUGGUCGUGUUUUACUUCCGAGGCAGCAGCGGUAUUGAAGUGUUUAUUUUGCAUCAGGUGAUAGCAGAAGAAGUAGCAGGAGAAAGAGGAAAUCAAGUUCGAGCCCAUUUCCUUACUAAUCAGGUGUAAUACGAUACUGCCGCCUAAUAGUCGUACGGAGGACCAGUUUAAGAUGAAGCUUCCUGGCGUGGCAUCAACAGCUUCGUACAACCCGGUAGCCGUAAUUGGACUGAUCGGUCUCGCUCUGGGACUGCUUGUGAAACCAAUUCAAGCGCAAAACCAACAAGAUACCAGCAAUGUCUUCAACACCAGUUCGUGUCUGGAAAAACCAUACCGAUGUCCUCAUCCGCGGAUCAAAUUCUACCUCUACACCAAGCGAACCCAACAGAAUCCGGAGCUGAUUGACGUCCUGGAUCGAGAGUCCCUCUACAACACCCACUGGAAUCCGAAACAUCCGGUGAAAAUUGUCAUCCAUGGAUUCGGAGGCGGUCGGAAUCUAUCACCUAGUCCCGACAUGCGGAAGGCAUACUUCAUCCGAGGCAAUUAUAACAUCAUCAUCGUGGAUUACAGCUCGGCAGUAACCGAGCCUUGUCUGAGUCAAAUUGAAUGGGCACCUCGCUUCGGCAGCCUAUGUGUGGCCCAACUGGUCAAAUACAUUGCCAAGCAUCCUCGUGGAGUUCCACCAGAUAGUAUGCACCUGAUUGGAUACAGUAUAGGAGCACACAUUGCCGGAUUGGUGGCAAACUUUUUGAGUCCGGAAGAGGGCAAGUUGGGUAGGAUUACGGGCUUGGAUCCGACCAUAUUCUUCUAUGCUGGUUCGAACAAUUCGAGGGAUUUGGACAUGACCGAUGCACAUUUCGUGGAUAUCAUUCAUACGGGAGCCGGCAUUCUGGGGCAGUGGAGUGCCAGUGGACACGCGGACUUCUACGUGAACGGAGGAACUAGUCAACCUGGGUGUGCGAGCAGUACCAUAUUUCAAACGCUCGCCUGUGACCACACUAAAGUCACACCAUACUUCAUCGAAUCAAUCAACAGUGAAAGAGGCUUCUGGGCUGGCCCAUGUACUACACUAGUAUCCUAUCUACUGGGAUGGUGUGAACCAAAGGACUCCGAUUACGUACUGAUGGGGGAACACCUUUCUCAUAGAUCACGAGGAGUCUACUACGUAACCACCAAUGCCAAACCACCGUACGCCAGGGGUUUCCCGGGAAAGAACCGGCGAACGGCCAAGAACUCCGACUACAGUGGAGUCCGACGGAAGUGAAAUACUGACAUCCAGUCAUCGAAAGCAAAAUGGUUGUGAUAACAAUACGAUACUUAAAAAUAACAAACAACAAGCAAAUCAAACGCCGAAUCAGUGACAUAUCGAACC